AUGACGGACGCAGCCUACCCCGACCUGUCGCAAGAAAUGGCACUCGACGCCGCGCAGAUGCACCACCAGCGCGUGGAAGCGGCGCGGCGGCGCGUACGCGCCACCAUGCCGCCCAUCCCGGAGAUGCGGUUCGAACAGGCUUAUCUUCGCAGUCUUAUGCCGGCUCUCCAGUCGGACACGGCGGGCGGGGACGUGAAGAGCGAUAUCGCGGGCGGAAAGGAGGUGGCAGUGGUGUGGAACAAGGCGGCGUGGAUCACUGUGCGGGAUCAGGUCAUCUCGCCGUUUCUGCAGGGCGCGUUCUGGGGCAUCCUCUCUCUCAUCUCGGGUUCCGUGACUGGUGCCCUUCGCGCAAGCUGGUCCGCGUCGGCCAAGCACGAUAUCCAGCGCGUGGUGGGGUCCGGCGACUCUACGUCUCUCCGUAAAUCCGCAGCCGGUGGCGUCGAGACCGCCGCUGUUCUCCACUAG
Cutaneotrichosporon cavernicola is the source of this 465-nucleotide messenger RNA. RefSeq lists its product as uncharacterized. Lineage: Eukaryota; Fungi; Basidiomycota; Tremellomycetes; Trichosporonales; Trichosporonaceae. Gene Ontology annotation, biological process: mitophagy. The coding region runs from base 1 to 465 and encodes 154 amino acids. Gene Ontology annotation, molecular function: mitochondrion autophagosome adaptor activity. The record is from RefSeq and is a predicted model, not a curated record. The transcript is spliced from 2 exons.